Molecule: messenger RNA, 380 nt
Organism: Opisthocomus hoazin
Lineage: Eukaryota; Metazoa; Chordata; Aves; Opisthocomiformes; Opisthocomidae
Source: RefSeq, a predicted model, not a curated record
AUGCGCUUCCAGCCUGCUGUGCUGCAUGCCCGCUGCUACUCUCACGGGUCGCAAGAAUCAGAUGAAGAAUUUGAUGCUCGCUGGGUGACGUAUUUCAACAAGCCAGAUAUCGAUGCCUGGGAGCUCAGGAAAGGCAUAAACACGCUUGUGGGUUAUGACCUGGUUCCGGAACCAAAAAUCAUCGACGCGGCUCUGAGGGCGUGCCGACGGUUAAAUGACUUUGCCAGUGCUGUCCGCAUCUUGGAAGUCGUAAAGGACAAGGCCGGACCUCACAAGGAAAUCUAUCCUUACGUUAUCCAGGAACUUAGACCAACUUUGAGUGAACUGGGAAUCUCCACUCCGGAGGAACUGGGCCUGGACAAAGCAUAAACCUUAUUGGU